Messenger RNA from Rhagoletis pomonella (apple maggot), 2001 nucleotides. It is a transcript of the gene Alp13, whose product is annotated as alkaline phosphatase 4. Gene Ontology annotation, molecular function: alkaline phosphatase activity. The coding region runs from base 110 to 1633 and encodes 507 amino acids. The record is from RefSeq and is a predicted model, not a curated record. Lineage: Eukaryota; Metazoa; Arthropoda; Insecta; Diptera; Tephritidae. Gene Ontology annotation, biological process: dephosphorylation. The transcript has 4 exons.
AUAGCGAAAAGUGAGAAGAUCAUCACCUCAUGGAUCGACUAUACUUUUCAUACGAGCUCAGUUUAAUACUUCCUCUGCACCAGUAGACUACAAAUUAUCGCACCUAGCUAUGGAACAAAGUAAAUCAUCGCCACCAAUUAGUCAUUUGCGCCUAAACACGACGCGCAUCUUUGCUUUUGCAACUACAAUCCUACUCACCAUGAUCAUAACAAUGUUUUGCGUAAGCAUUAUGAUGCGUUACGAGGUGGACAGUGAGGUUUCUAGUAUAGAAGACACACCUUACUGGAAGGACGAAAUGCCACCAGAGCAGAAAUUAUGGUUCGAUGAAGCUAUUGAAGAGCUGAAAGUGGCGUUAAAUAAGAAUUGGCGUAAGCAGCUGGCGCGUAACGCAAUCAUAUUUGUGAUCAGCGGCAUUGAUACGGAAACGAUGGCAGCAGCGCGUGAAGUGCUGUCUAAUCGAAGUAAACCACAACGUAAGCUAAGUUGGGAGCGAUUUCCGCAUCUUGGCCGAUUAAAGAAUAGUUGCAGUAAUACGGAUCUCUGUGACCCAUUCACCGUGGCCAGCGCUCUUUUUAAUGGUGUGCGUCCCAAUUUUCGUGUGGGUGGUUUCGAUAGCAGCGUGCAUUUUCGCGAUUGUCGUGCUUCAGCGAAUAUUAGCCAUUACGUGAAAAGCAUACUCGAGCAGGCACAGGAAAAUGGUAUGCGCACUGGGCUUAUAACCACACGUCGCGUUACCGGCGCGGCUAUGGGAGCGUUAUAUGCUCACACGCCCAACACUGCUUGGGAAUGCGAUGCUGCGCUGCCAGUAGCCGCUAGAGCGGCUGGUUGUAUCGACACCGCAUUGCAGCUCAUUAAAAGUGAAGUGGGACGGCAGGUCAAUGUGAUUAUGGGCGGCGGAAGACAAACGCUCGUCUCACAUUCACCUAACACCGCAUGGGACCCUGUCGAUGAGACAGUUUGCGAUUCGCGAGAUAACCGCAAUAUCAUAAGUGAUUGGCAAAAGCUGAACGUUAAAUUGAAGCGUGAAUUUGCGGUACUGCAGAAUAACCAGGAUUUGCAGGAGUUAAAUGGCACUAAUGUGGAUCAUGUCAUGGGUAUUUUCGCGAAUAAUUAUCUACCUCUGUUGAUGGAUGGUCUGAAAGCGCCGAAGAAACGUACGCCACAACUACCGGAAAUGAUGGGGAAAGCUUUGGAAGUUUUAAAGCGCAAAGAUAAGCGAUACUUCCUUAUCGUGGAGAGUGGCAUCAAAUCUUCGGCAAAUGUGUCAGAGCAAAUACGCACACUCUUGCAUUGGAACGAUGUAGUGCAACAGAUAGUGGAGCAGAAUAGUGAAGAUGAAACUCUGAUUUUGUCGGUAUUCACCAAUGGCUAUUAUGUGCGAAAUGCAGUCGAUGGCAGCGCUGAGGUAGAUGUCAUACCUAAAGAGAUGGACUUUCCGAAUGAAAAUGAAGCGGCAGCGAAUGACCGCUUGGUUAAUAUGCCUACGGAGGCGGUGGUUUAUGCAAAAGGUCCGCGCUCUCAUCUUCUUCACGGUGUUCAUGAGGAAACUUACAUGUCUUACGUGCUAUCCUACGCACUUCAAAUGGGCCAUUUCAGUCGAAAGCUUAACACUGAGGAAAAGCGAAACAUUUAACGGGAAAUACAUAUAUGUGCAUAUCGUCGGUGUUUUUGCGAAACCGCCCGUCGACCAGUUGCAAAACCGCCUAAAUCGCCUUGUGGCAAAACUGAGAUUUGGUGACCCUGAACUCCAGGCAUCGAGAUUUAUGCAUAAAAAUCUUAAAAUCAUUAUUAAAACAACAGAUUUGUAAAAAAAAUAGCUACAGAAAAUGCCGCCUAUCAAGUCAAUGCCUUCAAAGAAAACCCGUUGUUUCGCUCUCCUGCAAAAUUUGAGUGCCGUCGAUAGGCGGAUUCGCAUUUGGUCGAUGGGCGGUUUUGCAAAAACAUCGACGAUACGUAUGUACACUUGCAUACACAUAGAUUUUAUUUACUAUUUUUAUUAAC